AUGGAGAACGGCAAGAUCUCUAACGAGUCGUUAUCGGCCAGCUCCAGUUACGACCAGAGUGUAUCUCCACUCAGCUCAAGAAUCCGGACGGAAAUACGCGGCGGUGCGUGGUGUCCCAACGGCCUAAUACUACCGCAGAGUCGUCAAUUUCUUGAAAUAGACCUACAUGAUGAAUACUUGAUCACAGCUACUGAAUCACAGGGACGAUUCGCCAACUCCAUCGGCGUUGAAUUUGUUGAAAGUUAUUCAGUAGAAUAUUGGAGGGAGGCACUCAGCCGCUGGGUCAAGUAUAAGGACUUUAAUGGCAGUCGACUCUUACCUGGCAACGUCAACACGUACACUCCUAGAAAGACAACUUUGGAAGCGCCGUUCAUAGCUUCGAAGGUUCGAUUCUUUCCAUACGCAGCGCACCCACGGACGGCCUGCAUGCGGGUAGAGCUCUAUGGAUGUCGUUGGAAACAGGCUCUUGUCGCGUACGCUGCGCCCAAAGGUUGUGACAUGCAAGCGAUGACUGGCGGCGCUCGCUUCGAGGACUUAUCCUAUGAUGGGGUUGUACGCGAAAGCGAUCUAGUGGACGGUCUCGGUCAGAUCACUGACUCCUUCACUGGACCCAAUGAUUUUGAACUGCCUGACCCGUUAGAUACUCGAGGAACUCGAUGGGUGGGCUGGAACAAGACGAUGUCGGUGGAUGAUGAAGUUGAUAUAACGUUUAACUUUACGGACACAAGACUUUUUCAUUAUGUAGACAUUCAUACAAACAAUAUGUUUACCAAGGACGUUCAGCUUUUCAAAGAGGCAGAAGUCUACUUCUCUCUGGAAGGUGAGCGAUGGCAGGAAGACUAUCUCUCCUACGAACCCAAGCAAGACAAAGUGUCUGAACACGCCCGUGUCAUUCACAUAGACCUGGAAAAUCGUACUGCUCAACAUAUUAAGCUUAAACUGAAGUUUCAUCACGAGUGGAUUCUGAUAAGCGAGGUCACAUUUAAAUCAAUUCCAACAGUUGUGAAUCAAUCUAUAGAAUUCCUAGACGAAUACUAUAGGACAGACACUCCGCCGACGUCAAGAAAGAAACGCAAUUCAUCUAUAAAAGUGUCCGUUGGCCUCGCCUGCGGCGCCAUUGUGGGUGGUGGGGCAUUCAUAGCGGCCACAGCUAUUCUUGCGACUAAGCGAGCUAGGCGAAGAAUUCCAAACAUGCUUAAAAAGCCGUUUUGUCCUUCCCUACGAUGCAAUACUCGAAACAAUCGACGUACGCCACGUCUAGCAUUAGCCCUUGCAAAUUGUCCGCCAAUACACAUGCUUCGUCCGGCCAUUGUGGAUGAAGACUAUCGAGAACCCUACAAUAUAUGGCGAGAGACACUUGGACGUCAAAAACGUGAAAUCCACGACCAAAAUGAAUAUAACGAAAUAUGCGAGGAUCCGGAAUUCCCUCGACCCUACAUGAUGAAACGGGCCGACCCUCACGAGAGCUUCUAUGCUGCCACAGACAUUAUUCACCAUGUAAGUACAUUCUUUGAUAAAAAUGUUUUACAGGAUAUUACAAUAUGUUCGCCACGACAACGUCGGUUUAUAGAUGUUUAUUUCCAAGAUAAAACGUAG
Molecule: messenger RNA, 1596 nt
Organism: Pieris macdunnoughi
Lineage: Eukaryota; Metazoa; Arthropoda; Insecta; Lepidoptera; Pieridae
Source: the annotation of a GenBank genome assembly